AUGCGACGGUCUUAUUCUGAUUCCACGCAGAGCUCAUUUGAGGGUACCCCCUCGUCAUCAGCACCAACUCCGUCGCAUUCUCAAUCAAACAACCAAAUUAUUGAACCAAACGAUACGCCAAAUACAUCUAGUGCAUAUUUCAAUUAUAGUCAUGCUAAUGAUUGUAAUAAUAAUCCAACAAGCAACAAUAGCAAUGACAUUCAUAACAGUAACAACAACAGCUCAUUUUAUUUGAGUAUACCGCUAAGAGAGCUUGACGAUGCAAAUAAUCCACGAUCAGCAACAAAUGCUCUUCAGUGCGAUGCCACUGAUGAUCCUAAUUCAAAUGCAAUCAUGUCUUCCUCAGUGAUCAAUCAAUCGAAUCAUCCAAACGAAGCUUUAAAUCCAACUUCCACUGAACUUCAGCCCUCUUCAUCGUCCGCAUCGAACGAUCAAAGCAGCGAUAUUGAUAUCCAAAUCCGUAAUGUUGUCUGUAGUUAUACCCUUCCGUUCCACAUUGAUUUACGGCAAGUUGCACUCAGCUCAUCGGCGGUGACGUUCGAUCGAGGACGUGGUGUACUGCUGAAGCAGAAACGGAACCCAUCAUGUUUCGCCAAAAUCUACAGCUCCGGAAAGGUUUAUUUGGUUGGGUGCCGUUCCGAAGCGGAAUGUAAACGAGCCGCACGAGGGGUGGCUAGAAUGCUGCAGCGCAGUCUUUUGAAGACACGAUACUCCAUUCGAAUGCGCAACUAUCGUGUGUGCAAUGUAUUGGCCACUUGCAAAAUGCCUUUUGGAAUUCGAAUCGAAGAACUGGCGCAGAAGUAUCCGAGCGAAUCCGAGUACGAACCAGAGCUAUCGGUGGGUCUCGUGUGGCGAUGCACCGAUCCGAAAGCCACACUUCGUAUCCACACAACGGGUAGUAUCACAGUGACGGGUGCAGUCUCUGAACUGGAUGUGAUGCGUUCCAUUGAACUCAUUUAUCCAAUUGUGCAAGAAUUUAAAUGUGCGUAUCGUUUGCGUGCAACAGAUGAUAAAGAAGCGAAAGCGCUGAAGAAACGAAUGAAACGUCAUAUUGUUGGUGUUAACAAUAAUGGCGUGAGUAACGGCUUGUUGAAUGCAAAUAAACGGAAGUGUAUAACGGAACAGCUCGCAGGCGGUUGUUCGAGUCGUGCAAAUAACUCGCCGAUACCAACAAAGGCUGUCAGAGAGAGUCAUUCGGGAGCGAUCGGGAAUCUGAUGUAUUUCAGUGAUGAAGAUGACGAAGAGGAUUUCUGA
Anisakis simplex (herring worm) is the source of this 1254-nucleotide messenger RNA. The record is from the annotation of a GenBank genome assembly. NCBI's taxonomy places the organism in Eukaryota, Metazoa, Nematoda, Chromadorea, Rhabditida, Anisakidae.